Porites evermanni is the source of this 3434-nucleotide messenger RNA. NCBI's taxonomy places the organism in Eukaryota, Metazoa, Cnidaria, Anthozoa, Scleractinia, Poritidae. The record is from the annotation of a GenBank genome assembly.
AUGAGAGCCAUUAAACUAGCUGCAACAGAACAACGAUGCAAGGCGUCAGUUUCAUCGCCCACGAGACCUAUUUUACGUUCGGACCCGCUGUAUAAGAAAAUAGGGAACGCUAGCCAAGAAUAUAUUGUCAACCUGGAAAUGCUUACGGAAGCGCUUGAGAAAUGUCAAUAUUGUGAUAAGGGGCCGUUAGGACUAGCUAACAGUUGCCAAGACGUGCGACCGGAAGGACCGAUACCUAUUUUAAAAGUAAAAUGCAGUAAUUGUUGCUUCAUCAACAGUAUCCGCCCUGCCGAGAGCCACCGAACUGGCAAACGGGGGUCAGCAACUCUUGACAUAAAUUCCAGAGCAGGUCUCGGGGCCUUGCAUACCGGAAUCGGCCAUUCACAGUACUCUGGUUUGAUGUCUGCCCUUGGGCUUCCCUCACUGACUUCGCGAAACUUCAAGAAACGAGAACGAGAAGCUGGAAGUGCCAUUGAGAGUGUGGCCAAGCGGUCGUGUGCCGCGUUUACGGAGAUGGAAAGGGACCUCUCAGAGAAUGACGGUCAGGGGGAAGAGCCAGUGGCAGUGGGCGUGUCCUACGACAUGGGAUGGAGAAAGCGUGGCAAGAGCUAUGAUUCCUCAUCCGGAGUGGGGACUGCAGUGGGGCUAAAGACGGGAAAAGUGAUCAGCUAUGCCACGCGGAAUACCUUAUGCCGAGUGUGUCAAGAGGCUGUUGCUAACAACAGGGAGCCCACCGUGCACGACUGCCGUCGUAAUCACCAAGGCUCAUCCAAAAGUAUGGAGGCCAACGUUGCAGUGCAGCUAUUUGGUGAUGCAGUCGAAGGUGGCGUACGUUACUCGACGUAUGUUGGUGAUGAUGAUAGCACAACAGAGAAUCUGUUGCAGUCAUUGGUAGCCUAUGACAUAGAAAAAUGGAGCGACAUCAAUCACGCAAGCCGCACGUUGGGUUCCAGACUGUAUGCUGUCAAGUCCAAAGUGAAGGGUCUCAGCCCAGCAGUUAUUGGUUAUAUGCAAAGAUGCUUCACGUAUUGCAUAAGACAGAACAAGGGAAAGGAGUCAUCCUUGUUGGAGGGGCUGAAGUCGAUAGUGCCACACGCGUUCGGAGAACACACUCUUUGCAAAGAAUGGUGUACAUACAAGCAGGACCCAGAAAACUACAGUCAUGGCGACCUUCCUGGUGGAAGAGAUCUUCAGGUAAAUUCACAAUUUGUCAAUCUCGGAUGGAACGCUGCUACCUCUUACCAGUAGCGAGGGGUGUUGGCGUUGGUUUUCGUACAUUCUACACUUUUCAAGACAAGAGCACUAUAGCCAGUGAAUAGUAGAUGAGCUCUACAAAAGAUACGUUACCGGUAUAUACCGUGGGAUGGCCUAUAAAAGUUCUACUGAACAUCUAUCACGGAAUAGAUAGCGAGUAUGGGAGCCAAUCAGAUUUCAAUAAUGCUUGUCGAAAGGCAUGCUUUGCGGUCGUUAUGCUUUAACUCACAAAAUGUGAAAAUUGCACUAGAAUAAAUCUUUGAAUAAUUAGCAGAGAAACUAUACUUCGCAAACUUCGCGCAAUAUUGUUAGAUAAAGGCAAUUCACCAAAAUAUGUCCGUAUGAUACGAAAAUCAAAACCUCGGCCGCAAAGCAUCUUGGUCGACAGGCAUUAUUGCUUUUUUCAAAGUGUUUUGGUGUCGCUUGGAUAAUGGAAAAUUGUGUCAUUUAGGGAGGGAUUAGGGAGACGAUCUGCGAGCUAGUAUCGAGGAUGCUAUGAAACCUUUUCUCACUGAAGAGGCAGCCAAAAAGCUUGCUCCAUGUGGGUCCAGCCAGCGAAACGAAUGCGUCAACAGUUUGAUUGGUACGAAAGCACCGAAAAUUCGUCACUACGGUGGAUCUGAGAGUAGCGACUUCCGCACGGCGGCAGCAAUUUCGCAAUUCAAUGAAGGGUAUGGAUAUGUUAACCAGGCAGCGCAACUAAUGGGUGUAGCAGGCAAUGCUGUGACUGAAAAGCACACCAAGGUGAUGGACAAGAAGAAAGAUAGAAAUAGUCUAAGGCAGUCAACCAAGGCGUUUAAGCGAGCUAGGAGAAGUGCGAAGAAAAAGAAAACCCAAAAGACCCGAUCAUUGGAACAUAACGAGGGCGUGACCUAUGAGAGCGGUGUAGGACUAACACAAAGUGAGGCUGACAGAUUGACAAUCACGAAUGGUACUUUGAAUGAUCUACGAUCGACUAUUACGGACAAGGAAUUCCAUGACUAUGUGAGCAUAGCGAGCCUACAAGAGAGUACAGAAAAUGAGGUACUUAUAGCGGCUACACCCUUUAUCGAAUUUAUCCAUAGGUAUCACCAGGACUUUUCAAAGGGGUAAAAAAUUGUGAUUUGUUGUCCCUUAUAGACUUCCGAUGCUCAAAAACUCCAAAAUAAAGCGCAGGCACUUGAAAUACACGUGGUUAUACCUUUUUGGGGAGGGGAUGUGGGUACACGCCCGAAACCCCGUCGUUGACGCCCGAUGUUGAAACUAAUUCUUUCACUGUUAUAUGUUUUCAGGAGGAGACGGGGACACCGAAUGGCCCUUUUGUGCUUGCUAUAUGUGAUACAGAAACAACGGGGCUUGGUAUGGAGUGCGAGAUAAUUCAACUGUCCUGCUUAGUUCAGGGGAAGGCGCCGUUUAACCAGUAUCUGCUUCCAGACAAGAAAAUGAUAUCGGAAAGUGCGACCAAGAUUCACGGAGUGUCUGUAAGAUAUCAAAAUGGGGCGAAGCAAUUGCACAAAAAUGGUAACCAGUUGCCAGCUGUGUCACAAGCUCAGGGAUUGGGGGAUUUUCUUAGCUUCAUAAAAGAGGUUGGAAGUGAGACGCGGGUUGUUCUUGUUGCCCACAACGGUAAUCGGUUCGACUUCCCCAUUUUGCUACGUUCGAUGAAGGAACAGGGUCUACUUCAGCAGUUUCUAGAGUGCAGGCCGAUGCUUUUGGAUUCACUAGAAGUAAUCACAGAAGAAAAAAAGGCGCGGGGAAGUCAUCUAAAGGAGUGCAAGGGGAAAUCUCUUGCUACAGUGUACGAGAAAUUGUUCGGCGAGCAAUUUAACGCCCAUGAUUCCCUAGAGGACGUGGUUGCACUCGGAAGAGUCCUACACAGUAACAAGUUGCAACAGACUCUGGAAAGGAUGGUAGCGUUGGCUAGGCAAGCAAAUAAUUUUUGUGAAGACAUGGCUAUGAAAGCUGUUGCCAAAAGAAGAAAGUCUACCCUACACAGGCUGGGAAUUUCCGAUGUUAUGAAGGACAAAAUAAGCAAGGCCGGCCUAGACAUGAACACCCUCAGCAGUUUGUAUAGUGCAGGAGGUUCAAGAGCCUUGCUAACAAUUUUAGCUUUACCUCCAAGCAAAACGAGCUCGAAACCAAGAGUCACAAAAAAACUGACAGUUCUUACAAGUCUAGUUAAUUUUUUCGCUACCCGCUAA